AUGUCUAACUCCGAUCGCCUUCCGGAUUACCCGGUCAACUCAGAUUUGGUGAAGAGAUUAAAGUCUGCCCUGGACGCCAAGGAUGAAGAGACAGUGAGCCACUUGAUCUGCGCUGAAGUGAGGCACGUGGACGCCGUGAUAGAACUGGCCAAUGACGACUGGAUGAAAGACCCCUCUGCUCAGCUCCCCGCCAGCGUGCUCGUAGGGGACCUGAGCCGUCUGGAGCAGCUCAUGAGCCGGUUCUUCCAAGAUGCCAACGUGGUGUUUGAGAUCAAGAAGGACGAGAUGGAGUGGCAGGUGAAAUCCCCAGCCACAUUUGGACUGUCAGGCCUCUGGACCCUGGAGUACAAGCGCGAGCUCACCACGCCCCUGUGCAUCGCCGCAGCCCGCGGCCACACCACCUGCGUGCAGCACCUGCUCAGCCGCGGCGCGGACCCCGACGCCAGCCCCGGAGGCCGGGGAGCCCUGCACGAGGCCUGCCUGGGGGGCCACACGGCCUGCGCCCAGCUGCUGCUGCAGCACGGCGCCGACCCCGACCUGCUCAGCGCCGAGGGCCUGGCGCCCCUGCACCUGUGCCGCACGGCCGCCUCGCUCGGGUGCGCGCGAGCGCUGCUGGAGCACGGCGCGUGGGUGCACCGCGUGGGCGGCGCGGGCCGGGACACGCCGCUGCACGUGGCGGCGCAGCGCGGCCUGGACGAGCACGCGCGCCUCUACCUGGGCCGCGGCGCGCGCGUGGACGCGAGGAACGGCCGCGGCGAGACGGCCCUGAGCGCGGCGAGCGGGGAGCCCGGGCGGCCCGAGGAGCGCGCGCGCCGCCUGCACCUGUGCGCGCUCCUGCUGCGGCGCGGGGCGGCGGCGGACGCGCGCGACGAGGACGAGCGCAGCCCCCUGCACAAGGCCUGCGGCCACGCGCGCGCGGGGCUGGCGCGCCUCCUGCUGCGGCACGGCGCCGACCCGGGCGCGCUCGACUACGGCGGGGCCUCGCCCCUGGCCCGCGCGCUGCAGGCGGCCGCCUGCGCCCCCGAGGCCGCGCCGCAGCGCACGGUGCAGGCGCUGCUCAACCACGGCUCCCCCACCGUGUGGCCCGACGCCUUCCCCAAGGUGCUGAAGACCUGCGCGCCGGCCCCCACAGUUAUUGAGACUCUCUUCAACUCCUACCCUCAGCUCCGCGUAUCCGAGUCCUGGAGGGAAGUGAUUCCUGAGGAAGUAUUUCAGAUGCACCAGGCCUUCUACCAGUCCUUCUUUGCCUUGGCCCACACCCCGCGCUGUCUACAGCAUCUCUGCCGCUGUGCCAUCCGGAAAUUAUUCGGCAAGAAGUGCUUUCACCUCGUGCCCCUGUUACCGUUGCCAGAGUCCCUGCAAAAUUACCUCCUUUUGGAACCAGAGGGUGUUUUGCACUGAAAACCAGAGCGUUGGGACCAAGGCUCCGGAUCUCACUGCUGCCCUCCGCGGAGGCUUGUGCGGAGGCAAGCCCGUGGGGACGAGGGGCAGACCCGGAGGGCACCUCCCACGGCCCCUGGUGGUCGCACAGACCCCGCUGAGCCUCCCGGGCACUUUGGGAGGGAAAGAGUAAUACAAGGCCUUUCUGCCUCUCAGGGUUGCUUGCAAGGCUCGAGGUUGUGACACCCUAGUACUUGUAUCGGAAGGUACUCUUCGACAGAAGCUGAACUAAAAGGUACCCCUGUUUUCCCUGCAUGGGCUACCAGCAUCCAUGCUGCCCCCCAGCCUGCAGACUCUCUGCCUCUCAGGAACACCCCACCCCUCCUGGAGCCUGGCCACCUAGAAAGGCUCUGUCCCCAGCACAUGUCCACACUGAGAGAGGACACCUAUUCCCGUAACAGGGACACGCCCCCCCCCAGGAGCCCCCUGGUGCUUCCCAGCACAUUACAGUACAGAACUCCCUAAAGGACAUCAGGGGGGAUGGCAAGCCCGACGUUGUGAUCCCUUGUGAGUCUUCUCUCUGACACCCUCACCAAACCCCAGCUGAUUCGGCUGUGGCCAGCAGUCCAGGAAGCCAGACGCUGGGAAGAGACAGGUUGGUAGAGGUUGGCCAUCAGCCCAGCCUGAGCAUCACAUACAAGAGCGAUGUUCUGAGGGUCAAGGACUGUAUAGACCAUGUCUUUCCUUUUCUGUAUUCUGGUGCUUUGAUACCUGGGACCUUGCUCACCCUGGAGGGACUGUCCCCACUCAGGGUAAGCCAAUUCCUAGAGACAACAAACAACUCACCCUCAAACAUGCUUUUCAAAUGCAAACCAACCAAUCCAGAGCUCACACCCCCAACCACCUCCUUCACUGGGCUGUCCGAGUUGCACUACUAACCACCUCUCCUAACUACUAACCACCUGUCAUAACUGUCCUGGGGCCCGGUGCCAGACAGGUGGGGACAGCCCUGAUACCUCAGAGCCUGCUGAAGUUAUUCAGACUAGCUGAUCCUAAGCCCGAUUAUCCUGCCUGGUCGUUCCUUCCCUGGAAAACACAAUAAUGGCUUCUGUCCCCAUCCCCUCCCCCAACCUCCUAAGCAACCCUGGUGCUUCCCCAUGUCCCCCCAUGGUACCGUGUGCCCCUUCUCUUGGGAAUGGUGAGUAAUAAACUAUC
Molecule: messenger RNA, 2595 nt
Organism: Nyctereutes procyonoides (raccoon dog)
Lineage: Eukaryota; Metazoa; Chordata; Mammalia; Carnivora; Canidae
Gene: ASB18
Product: ankyrin repeat and SOCS box containing 18
Exons: 7
Coding region: 1-1401 (466 amino acids)
Biological process (GO): intracellular signal transduction
Cellular component (GO): nucleus; cytoplasm
Molecular function (GO): protein binding
Source: RefSeq, a predicted model, not a curated record